Molecule: messenger RNA, 1725 nt
Organism: Lachancea dasiensis
Lineage: Eukaryota; Fungi; Ascomycota; Saccharomycetes; Saccharomycetales; Saccharomycetaceae
Source: the annotation of a GenBank genome assembly
AUGGACUCCAGAACUGUAGGUAUCCUAGGCGGCGGCCAGCUGGGUCGUAUGGUUGUGGAAGCUGCCAGUAGGCUCAAUGUGAAGACAAUUGUUUUGGAUGCUCCCAACUCCCCCGCCAAGCAAAUUAACGCUCAGUCAGAGCAUGUGGAUGGCUCGUUCGCCAAUCCAGAAGACAUUGAAAAGAUCGCAGCAAAGUGCGAUGUUUUGACUGUGGAAAUCGAGCAUGUGGAUGUCCCAACACUGCAGAGGUUGCAGAAGACUUACCCAAAGCUGGAAAUCUAUCCCUCGCCUGAGACUAUCCUUUUGAUCCAAGACAAAUUUUCGCAAAAGGAACAUUUGAUCAAGAAUGAAAUCGCCGUGGCUGAGAGCGUAGCAAUCUCAGAUCCCUCGGAGGAGACCUUGGCUGCUGUUGGCGCCAAAUUUGGGUACCCUUACAUGCUGAAGUCAAGAACGCUGGCCUACGACGGUCGUGGAAACUUUGUUGUGAAAUCCAAAGAGUCGAUCCCAGAGGCCCUGCAAGUUUUGAGUAACAGGCCAUUGUAUGCGGAAAAAUGGGCACCUUUCGCCAAAGAGCUUGCUGUUAUGAUUGUUCGAUCCAUUGAUGGAAGGGUGUAUGCGUACCCUACUGUCGAAACCAUACAUCAGGAAAAUAUCUGCCACCUAUGUUUCGCUCCUGCUCGUGUACCUGACUCCGUCCAAUUGAAAGCCAAGCUUUUGGCGGAGGAUGCUAUCAAGUCUUUCCCAGGCUGCGGUAUAUUUGGUGUGGAGAUGUUUUACCUGGAAAAUGGCGAAUUGUUGAUUAAUGAAAUUGCCCCAAGACCCCACAACUCAGGACACUUCACUAUUGACGCUUGUGUAACAUCUCAAUUUGAAGCUCACGUUAGAGCAAUUUUAGGGCUACCUCUCCCAAGGAAUUUUGCUUCUUUGGCCACAUCCAACACCAAUGCAAUUAUGUUGAAUGUCCUUGGCGACAAGACUGAAAAGAAUAAGGAGUUACAGGACUGUGAAAGGGCGCUCCAAACCCCUGGAUCUUCUGUAUAUCUCUAUGGCAAGGAAUCUAGACCUCAAAGGAAAAUGGGUCACAUAAAUAUAAUUGCUUCUUCCAUGCAAGAUUGUGAGCGUAAAUUGCGCUAUAUCACCGGCGAGACCAAUGAACAACCAUUCGCUAGCGCUGUUCAUGAAUUAGAGACAAACAUUCCAGGGACCUCAAAAAAGCCAGAAGUGGGUAUUAUCAUGGGCUCAGACUCAGAUUUGCCAGUAAUGAGCGCUGCUUGCAAUAUUUUGAGCCAAUUUGGCGUCCCUUACGAGGUGACUAUUGUAUCGGCCCAUAGGACUCCUCACAGAAUGAGUAAGUACGCUAUUGAAGCUUCCAAACGCGGAAUCAAGGCUAUUAUUGCGGGUGCGGGUGGUGCUGCUCAUCUCCCUGGUAUGGUUGCCGCCAUGACUCCUCUACCGGUCAUUGGCGUCCCAGUUAAAGGAUCUACGUUGGAUGGUGUAGAUUCUUUGCAUUCAAUUGUCCAAAUGCCCAGGGGUAUCCCAGUAGCAACAGUAGCUAUCAAUAAUAGCACCAAUGCCGCUCUUCUUGCAGUUAGAAUACUUGGUGCUUUCACCCCAUCCUAUCAUGAAAGAAUGCAGGAGUUUUUGGUCAAACAGGAGGAAGAGGUUUUGGUGAAGGCCGAAAAGCUGGAAUCCAUUGGGUACCAACAAUAUCUGGAAAGCAAAUAA